GCACAGAGAGUCGCUUAUAAAAGGAACCCGAAGUGAUGAUCAGCCACAGACACCGAGGCAGUCUGGGAGUCAUUGUCUUUCCGUGUCUUGACCGGCACAACACCACAGAAAAGAUGAACUUGUUUGCUGUUUUGCUCUGCGUGUUUUUAGCAGACAUUCAGAGUUCACAGGGCCGGACGUUCCCCGUCCCGCUGCCCGCCUCCCACACUCCCAAUGGUGUGAUGCUUCCAGGAUGGCGAGACGGCAACGAACGUAGCAAAACUGAUGGCAACACACUACCUGUCAAGCCCAGGAUCUUUAACGGCACUGAAGCGGAAAAACACGAGUUCCCGUGGGUGGUCGAACUGCAGCUUUAUAACACCACACAGAAAAAGUAUAGACACCAGUGCGGUGCCUCCGUGAUAGACGAGUGGUGGAUAAUGACCGCCGCCAACUGCGUUGACCUUUCCUCUUUAAUCACAGAGAUCAGUAACGACUUGGAAGUGCGGAUCGUAGCCGGUGAACAUAAAUUAUCAGAAGUUGAAGUUGGAGAGCAGCACCGUGAGGUAAAAAACAUUGUCAUACAUCCUGGGUGGGACAAUGUUACAUUAGAGAAUGAUAUUGCCCUCUUGAAGCUGUCAGAGAAGCUGGAACUGGAUGGAAAGACUGUCGCUCCCAUCAGUCUGCCAACAUCACAAACCAACUCCACAGGUAAAUGUGUGAUGGCGGGCUGGGGCAGAACAAAUUACGAAAGCAACACACUCUCUGACGUGCUAAAGAAGGUUACGGUACCAAUAGUUCCAGACGAGCAAUGCAGAAAGAAAUACGAUAUCCUUCAUGAAAAGGUACUCGAUAGUAUGAUCUGCGCUGGAUACGAAAAGGGUGACGAGAAUGCUUUCCAGGGUGAUAAUGGCGGCCCCCUCGUCUGUCAGGGAAAGAAUAAAAACAUUUUCGUGGCUGGCGUGGCUUCCUGGGCCUAUGGAUUUAUAAUGAAAUCCUUUCCUGACGUUUACACUGAGGUGAGCUACUUUGUUGACUGGAUCAAUGAGGUCAGGAAUCAGGAGUCGUUGCAACACUGACCCAUGCGACCCAUCACGGCAAGGAUGGAAAGAACACAGACGACUCUGGAAUGCAAAACACCGCCACCCUCAGUCCCAAAACCAUCAUCUUCCAUUGGCAAAGACACCAUGGAGGACCACUCCUCAAACUACUUCACAUAUCAUAUCACAAUACACUCUUUCAACACGUGCCUGCAUGUGUCAGUCGCUUUUAAGUAUUGGAACCUUUAAUUGCUUGUACAGUGAAUGUCUCAGGCUUGGAAUCUUUGUCUCUCUUCUGCGACAUUUGCAAAACUAAUACACUGACCACAAUCCUACGGCAUGAUAUAGACGUGAAAUAAAGUCUCAGCAUAA
Messenger RNA from Portunus trituberculatus (swimming crab), 1391 nucleotides. Its product is annotated as trypsin-1-like. Bases 36 to 1058 code for a protein of 340 amino acids. Gene Ontology annotation, molecular function: serine-type endopeptidase activity. The transcript is spliced from 8 exons. The record is from RefSeq and is a predicted model, not a curated record. Lineage: Eukaryota; Metazoa; Arthropoda; Malacostraca; Decapoda; Portunidae. Gene Ontology annotation, biological process: proteolysis.